Molecule: messenger RNA, 8321 nt
Organism: Hirundo rustica (Barn swallow)
Lineage: Eukaryota; Metazoa; Chordata; Aves; Passeriformes; Hirundinidae
Gene: PLCXD3
Product: phosphatidylinositol specific phospholipase C X domain containing 3
Exons: 3
Coding region: 83-1051 (322 amino acids)
Biological process (GO): lipid metabolic process
Cellular component (GO): synapse
Molecular function (GO): phosphoric diester hydrolase activity
Source: RefSeq, a predicted model, not a curated record
CCGCUGUGGCAGUGGCGGUGGCCGCGGCCGGGACCGGGCGAGUUGGAGCGAGCGGCGGCGGCGGUACGGCUGCGGCGGCAGCAUGGCUUCGUCGCAGGGGAAGAACGAGCUGCUCUUCGCCGACUGGAUGGCGGCGCUGCCCGGCAGCCUCCACAGCGCCCCGCUCACCAACCUGGCCAUCCCCGGGUCUCAUGACUCUUUUAGCUUCUACAUUGAUGAAGCCUCUCCAGUUGGACCUGAACAGCCGGAGACGGUCCAGAAUUUUGUGUCAGUUUUUGGGACUGUGGCUAAAAAGCUGAUGAGAAAGUGGUUGGCUACACAGACCAUGAACUUCACCAGCCAGCUGGGGGCAGGUAUACGGUAUUUCGAUCUCAGAAUUUCCACCAAGCCCAGAGACCCAGACAAUGAACUCUACUUCGCUCAUGGUUUAUUCAGUGCCAAAGUCAAGGAAGGUCUGGAGGAGAUCAAUGCAUUUCUCACUGAGCACCCAAAAGAAGUGGUCUUCUUGGACUUCAAUCAUUUCUACGGGAUGCAGAAAUGCCAUCAUGAAAAGCUUGUCCAGAUGCUCAAAGACACAUACGGAAACAAAAUGUGUCCUGCUAUAUUUGCCCACGAAGUCAGCCUCCAGUACCUGUGGGAGAAAAAACACCAAGUGCUAGUGUUCUACCACAGUCCAGUGGCUGUCGAGGUAGCCUUUCUGUGGCCAGGCCAGAUGAUGCCAGCUCCCUGGGCAAACACAACAGAUACAGAGAAGUUGAUUCAGUUCCUGCAGGCAUCAAUAACUGAAAGAAGAAAGAAAGGCUCUUUUUUCAUAUCUCAAGUAGUGCUGACACCAAAGGCUAGUACGGUGGUGAAAGGGGUUGCAAGUGGUCUCAGAGAAACAAUCACAGAAAGGGCUCUUCCUGCAAUGAUGGAGUGGGUCCGAACUCAGAAAGCAGGAGAAAGUGGUGUGAAUAUUAUCACUGCAGAUUUUGUAGAACUUGGUGACUUUAUCAGCACAGUCAUAAAGCUCAACUAUUCUAUGGAUGAAGGUGAAGAUGACACUACUUGAUAGUACUGUGAUAUGUGUGUUGCAUUAUUCAGAAUUUGGAAAAAAAAAAUGGAUUGUAUUCUAAAAGGAUUAUAUUGUAAAACAUUCAUCUUCUCGUAACACACUAAGGAGUUUAGGGCUUCAGUGGGUGGGCAUAAGGGAAAUGUUUUCAUCAUUCAUGAUCAUUUUUCAUAUUUGUGUUUAAUGUGAAGAGCAAAACUAAACAUGUUUACAGUGUUUGAUAAAAGAAGGCCAUUUACAGGUUCUCCAUGAGGUACCAAAUGUGAUUCAUGUGUCUUCUGUGGUUAUGAACAGUGCCAAGAAAUUUGUUGUUUUCAAAGCAAGGGGAUGUAUAUACUGUCCUCUUCCUGCUCACAGCAGGAUUCCCAACGGUGUGAGCAUUGCACCAGGAGACUGAGGACAGUGUAUCUGGCACGAAAAUUUAAGCUGCUACAUUUCAUCUGUUAGGUGGUCCAACUGAUCAUAUUCAUCACUGAGCUGCAGGUUUAAAUGCCUUUGUGAUGUAAAUCCAAAGUCAUGCUUCCAAAACAUGCAUAAUCAGUGGACAGUAAAUGUAAUGUGUUAUGUACCAUAAUCAGUGGACAGUAAACGUGAUGUAUUGUGUAGCUUGCACAAAGCAUAGACAAAAUCCUGCUUGCUUUUUCAUUCUCAGAAUGGGGUUUUCCUACGUGUCUGCCGCAGGUCAAGCCAGCAAGUAUGUGAUACGGGCCUAACUCUGUAAUCACAGAAUGGCCUGGGCUGGAUCCUUAAAGAUCAUCUAGUUCCAACACCCUGGCCACCGGCAGGAUGCUUUUCACUAGACCAGGUUGCUCAGAGCUCCAUCCAGCCUGGCUUUACAUGCUUGCAGGCAUGAGGCAUCCACAACUUCUCUUGGCAACACAUUCUAGUGCCUCAUCACCCUCGCAGCAAAGAAUUUUUUCCUAAUAUCUAAUCUAAAUCUACCCUCAGUUUGAAGCCAUUCCCCCUUGUCUGUCACUGCAUGACCUUGUAAAAAGUCUCCUCCACCUUUCUUGUGUUCUCCCAUUGGGUACUGGAUGGCCCACAUUAGGUCAUCCCAAAGCCUUCUCUUCUCCAGACUUAACAAUCCCAAUUCUCUCAGCUUUUCCUCAUAGGAGAGGUUCUCCAUCCCUCUAAUCAACUUCCUGGCCUCCUCUGGACUUACUCCAAUGGGUCCUUGUCCUUUUUCUGCUGGGACCCCAGCUCUGGCUGCAGUGCUCCGGGUGGGUCUCAGCAGAGCAGAGCAGAGCAGAGCAGAGGGGCAGAAUCCCCUCCCUCCCCUGCUGCCCAUGGGGCUCUAGAUGCAGCCCAGGACACGUUUGGCUCUCUGGGCUGUGAGUGCCAUGGCCAGGGCAUGUCCAGCCUCUCACCCAGCAGCACCCUCAAGAUCUUCUGGGCAGGGGUGCUCUGGGUCUGUUCAUGCCCAGCCUGUGCUGAUACCGGGGGCUGCCUGUGCAUUUUUGUUAAACCAUAUGAAAUUCCCAUGGACCCACUUCUCAAGCUAGUCCAGGUCCCUCUGGAUGGCAUCCCAUUCUUGAGGUGUGUCAACAGCACCACUCAGCUCGGUGUUACCUGCAAAUUUGCUGAGGGUGCACUUGAUUCCUUCAUCUAUGUCAUUAAUGAAAAUAUCAAAUAACACUUGUCAUAAUAUGAACCUCUACGGGACAGCUGCUGGUACAUAUUUUCCCUGGAAAAACUGGUUCCAGCAGGAACACAGUUAGGCCAGCUUUGCACCAUUUCUUCCCAGGAUUAAUCUUAUGUAAGAGCCUGAUCCCAUAUCCAUUGGAUUGAAUAGGAAAACAUCUGUGUUUAGCAUGGAUUGAGCAUAAGGUAAGUGAGUUGUGCGUACUCUAGGAUGUGCAGCAUUUUGUCCCGUGGUGGAAACCCGAUUUCUGCAAGACUGAAACUGCACUUGAAACAGGUGCAGUAUAAGCUUCUCUUUAAGGCAGCUAUGAACAGAACACUUUUCCACUGAUUACAGAAAAUCAGUGCCAGUUUCAUCGGCGAAAAGUUCCUGUACUGAAGAGUGUAGUAGUUCAAUUCUAGCUAAUAGCAGUACUCUACAGUCCUUAAAUUGUCUGUGGGAUAUAACACCACAUAACACAAGAUUGAAAAUCUACUGAAUGUCACUGUUCCAGCAACAAAAUCACUGAUCAUCAUAAUUUUAGAGAAACAUAUUUAAAAAGUAAAUAGAAAAUGUAGUAAUUUAUAAAAUGAGAGCGUUGCAACUGUGUGACACCUAACUGGAUAAAAUACAGGCAGUCCUAUCUUCUGGACACAUCAGUACACAAGUACACAACUUUGGAAAGUAAAACAUCUCAUCUGUACAAAACAAUAGAUUCUAUAACAUCUUACAAGGAAAUGCACUUUGAAAUAUUGCAGGGUUUUAUGGGAUAGAAUUAAGGUCAAAUUUCUUUUGAUAUUACUAGAACUUAUGGUUGAGUGAGAAGAAAGAAUUGCAUCAUACAGUCCAUUGCUAUUUUCUAUAAGAUGACGAUGACUUAUAUCCCAUCAGUUUAGAAAUUCAGAAAUGGUCAUAUUGAACAGAUGGGUAACAAGCAUUAUGGGGGGUUUCUUGGCUUUGUUUUAGGGACUGGAAGGAAAAGAACACUUUCUGCUAUUUUGUACUGAGAGGGUGCCUUGGAAAAAGUGUAUGCACAUGUCAAUGUGGACUAAAGAAUAAUUUAAGGGUGUGUGUAGUAUAAUGAUACAUUUAAAUAUAUGUGUAUAACACAGACAUCCUUGCACACUUGCAUAAUGAUUUUUGGGGUUCUGGACAGGAAUACUAUAAAAUUGUUUGAAAGAAACCCCUUGCAGCUGUUAGGAAGUUGUGAUAGCUCUUUCAGCAGCAUUCUCUUCUGUACAGGUUGGGACUCUACAAGUCAUCCCCAGUGAAAUCCCAGGCAUCUAAGCUAGUUAGGUUUUUUUAUGGCAUCAAAACUUCACCCAGACUAUGUCAAAAAUUUACCUAGAGUCACAAGUCAUGCUUUUGUUGAACAAGAGAUAUGACUUUAAUGCUUUCAACCACAACUCAGCCAUCAAGUUGGCUUGAUAGACUUUAUUUCUGGUUUCCACAGGGCCUCCAAGUAAAAUUUAUGUAACAAACAUAUAAAAUGAAACAUGAAAAUAAAUUUUUGAACCCACACCUAUGUGGGUGUCCUACACAGAAAUGUGAAAAUGCUUGCUUAUUUAUUGGCAGUAUGGUGUGAAAUGCUUUUUUCCACGUAGAUGGAGUUGGUUGCUUCCAGACUCCUCCUAUGAUCCUUAAUCUGCUUAAAUAUGGUCAAAAGAGUUAAUCUGUCCUUCUAAUACAGUAAAGUGAUCCGAAUCCUUGGGUGGAGGGAAAAUUAGUUGGUUAUUUGUUUGUUUGGUUGGUUGGGUUGAGGUGGUUUUUUUGUUUGUUUGGUUGGUUUGGGGGGGGUUGUUUUUGUUUUGUUUUGUUUUGUUUUUACUCUGGUUGAAAUUCUCUUACAUCUGAGAGCAUCGACACCAGGUUUCUGCUGGUACCCCUGCUCAAACACACACCAGAUGCAGCAGGCUUUUCACUUGCUCAGAGGUGUACUCAAGGCAAAUGCUUUGCUGUAUUUUAAAAAGUGUAUGUGUGUGUGCCUGUAUAUAUGAGUAAGUAUAGAGCUAUCUAGAGUUUGUUAGCGUUGUUAAGAAAUGUUUGCUUAGUGUCAGUUUUAUUCUAAUUCUCCUUUGGAAAUAAAUAGAAAAUAAAAGCAAAGCAAAAAAAAAAAAAAAAAUCCUCUGACAAGAAACAAUAAUAGACAAAUUGUAUCAUUUGUCCAUUAAUGGGGAAGAAUACUAGCAAAAUGUUAAAUUCUGGUUAAAAAAAAAAGUUCUCAUUUAGCUGUUGAUCUUUCUAUUGGAGAAGCACAGCACUUUAUGGUAGGAACAAUUAAACAAACUUGCCUUAAUUAUUAAAAGAUAAAAGUGCAUGUGGGGAUAUACUAUCCAUGCUCUUCUGAAGAUUUCAUCUGUGAGGGCCUAAAACUGUAAGUCCUGAUAGAGAUGCACUCCCUGUUGAUGUUGUUCGGGGAUCUUGCCAAAAAAAGAACAAGCCAGAAAGUACUAUGCAGCACAACUGGACCAUUCAAGAGCCCAGUUUUGCCACCCAUAUGCAGCUAAAAUUGUCUUUGAUUUCAACCAGAUAUGUCCUUGCAGGGUUGGGUCAGACAUGUUAUUCUGAUCCCAUUGACUUGGAAGGUUUCUUCACAUGUAUUAUGAGAAAUCUUGCAUGAGAAAUUAGUUUCAAUCAGCCCAUUAAGGAAAAAUACCUGUCUACACUAUUCAUCCGUAUAAGCAUUUACUAACACAAACUGUCAUGUCAUUCACUGCCAAAACAUUUUUUCACUUCUUCUGCUUAUUAUCCCCCUCCCUAUGUUCAUCAUGUAUACAUCGGAUGCUGUUGUCUUCUGGCAGUAUAAUGUAAUUACUUGAUCCUUUCUUUUCACCCAUACCUGAAAAAUGGUGACUGUGCUGCACACACGGAAUGUCUCAGCUCUGUAAACCCACCUGGCUCCAUUUUUCAGUUUGCACGUGCUGAGACAUCUUUGUUCCGUACUGAUCUAACCUGCCAAAAUGCAAUCCAAACACGAGGUGAUUCCUGGAGUGCAAUUCCUGCAUUGUAUAGUGAGGAGUAAAUUGGAAUCAGACCACAGGAGCGUAGUUUUAGAACUAAUGGGUUAUUUGCAUUAUUUUGCUGUUGGGUACAUUAUCGGUUUUGUAGGUCCUGCCAUUUCAAAACAUUCUUUUAAGUGUACACAUGUAUGUGUAUAUAAAUAUAUAUGCAUGCAUGGUUGAGAGGGAAUGUAUGAUCCUGUAUGCUGGGCUUAAUCUUUCUGUCAUAGUGAUACAAAUCUAGACAGUUUCUACUAACUUCAAAGUAGUACUAAGCCUUUACCCUGAGAUGAGAGUGAGCAGAUAGUCACUAUGUAGUAAUUAUAGGCUGUGUUGCAAAUUAAAUUUAAAGUUGUGGAGCUUAAUUCCACAAAAUUUAAAAAAAUAUAUUUGAAAAAUAUAUUUUAAAAGCAGGGUGCCCUAAAAACACAGUUCCAGUGCUGUUUAUCCUCAAUUUAGCAUAUGAAGCACUAGUUAUUAGCAAUUGAUUAGGCCAUUUGGUGAUUUCAAGAGUUCAAGUAACACCAUUUCAAAGUUCUAAAUUCCUUUUCAGUGAAGUAAAAGCUAAUCGUGUAUGAUGUAUUUGCCAUAUCUCAGUGGUUGCUUCUGUGUUACAUACAGUCAAUGUUGUUCUGAAUUAUAUGUGUUUACCCAAUGAUGAGGUUAAAAUAUUCUGUAUAGUAUGUGUAAUGUAUUGAUUACGAGUAUUUGGAGUUCAGUGGUCUAUUUAGUUUUUUACUGUGCUACUGUUUCGUAGGUAUGUGUAUAAAUGGGAUUAUGGAUUGUCUACAGUGUACAAGGAAAUAAUAAUUAAUCCUAAAGGAAAAGGGCAGUUAUGUGACCUGCCUUAAUGCAUUAUUGUUAAAUCUCCUAAUUAUCAGUUCUAUUUCAGAUGUUACCAAGGGUUGUCCAUAGAGCUGACUCCCUCACUUUCUGGCACGAAGGAGUUAAACUUGGAGUUACUUGGAGCUCACUUACAGAUUUGUAAAUAAAGAAUAGGAAGUUUGCCUGAUAAACUGCCUUGACUGUACAAGGUGGCAAAGGCAUGGUUUCCAGUGUGUUACAGAUCCAAUCGCUUCUGCGCACACACAACUCCUGCCGAUGUCGGCAGGAAUUGUGAUCAUGUAAUUGAGUGGCCUAAAAUUCAUCUUCUGGAAUAUAGUCAUGAUAGGAGGAUGGGGAUAUCCUGGCUUUAAGGAAGUGCCUGGAUGCUAUGCAAUAUUGCUCAUGUCCUGUGUUGGAACAUAGCUUUAAAUUUGCAGGAAGAGCUUCGAACUUUUCUCCAGUGUAGGUUGGACCUAUCAAAAAGAAAGAAAAGGAAAAAAGAAAAAAAACCACCUCCUUAUGUAUAAAUUGUGAAUGCCAAAGGCUGAUCAGCAUGGCCUGGCCUGCCCACAUACAGCAUUCUGUUUUCAGGAAUCAUGGGAGCUUAAAAAAACCCCAACAACAACAACAACCUGUAAUUAUUCCCUCUGCUGGACCUGCUUGGGAAUCUCUACAUUGCCUACAAGUAUGACUCCUGUACUAUUUCCACAGCUAGGUCUAGCUUUCCCUUCAUAGUUUAAGGCACCUGAUGCCAAGAGUAACUAGGAAAGAAGUACUAACUAAACACAGAGUGUCCACCUUGUGCCUGGCUGGUUGGAGUAGGGUGUCUGCACAUGAGCAGCACAGUUGGGAUGAGGUCAGCUUCAGUCAGAUCCACCUGAACAGUGACUGAAGGUAACCACAAGUCUGAUUUCAGAGCCUUUUCAGUUGUCCAGUUAAAAUUCAACAUCUUCCCACUUCUCUCCUUUGCCUCUGCUCAGUGCUGAUAAUCUGACUUCUGCAUGCACCUUCACCUACCAGCUGUGAAUAUUAGAUAUUUGUCAGCUUCAGUAUAUCAUAGCAGUCUACAUGGUAGUAUAAGAUGUUAUUUGUAUGGGGCUAAAUGCUGGUAGUAGGCCUCAUCUGAUGUCCCAGGACGGUUUAUCUCCACACUCCAAGUUACAUACACACGUCACCUUGGCCAUUGAGUAUCUCCUCAGAGGGAGGUGCACUUAGGGAUUUUUGUUUCUGCAGUCCGAUGGCAUGUACUAAUCUCUUCCUUUGGUCCUACAAAGAUCAAUUUGAUUGGAAAAAAUUCCUCAGUUCCUGCAAUUAGUUCUGCUGUGAAGUGUGAAUCCUUAAAGCAGAAUCCUGGAGCUAUAUGUAAUUACUGUUACUGAAAAUAAAAAUACAUGGUUAAAACUACAAUUGUAAAAGGAAAAAGAAAACUUAUGUGGGCUUGCCAGGACAGUUAGGUUUUUGACUGCCUCAGUCAUCAGUAGUUUAGUAUCAUCUAGGUGAUGAUUAUAAGCGUGUUAUUGCCACACUGCCUCCUGAUACUGUUCAGGGUCUCUGUACAGAAGCCUUAUUAUUCCCAGUGAGCAUUAAUGCAUUCGAAUGACUUAUCUCCCUUUUGGUGGGAAGGUUGAUUGUGUAACACUGAGAACAUGGAGCUCCCUGUGUGUUGUGCCCACAAAGGUUCACAGAGCUGCACCUUCUCGUUUUAGGAUCUGUUUAAUGGUACUUUAAUAAAUGUUGUGUUAAAAAAUGCCUACAGUUCUGUAUAGCAAAUGUGAAUUUUUAUGACAAGAAUGUGUAUUUAAAGUUUAAAAAAAAAAAAAAAAAA